UUUUGUAACUUUGUGGGGUUCCAGGUGACAAUAGGAGGCUGUCCGGUGUCACAGGACGGGUGAGCGCCUCCUGCUUGUGCAUCAGAUCUUUCUGUCCUUGCUUCUUACUCGAAAGUAUCUUUUCAUUUCUGUUAAUGCAGUGGCAUAAUUAGACAAGCGAGUUUUGUAUUUCGUUACAGUAUGCAACUGUUCAUUCCUCACUCCUUUGUGUGUGACAGUCUUCAAGUGAAUGCUGCUUUUUAUUUGGUAUAAUAGUCACUGGUACAACAGUGCUGUCAUUGUUUGUGGCACAAAGAGCUGCAGGCUGUUUGCCAUCAUGUCUUCUGUACUCUUUCUUCUGAUGCCAAGCCAAGUGAGUAAACUGGAUCUGCAGCUUGAGGCCAUGUCUCGCUUUCCUUUUGCACUUUUAUAUCUCUGUCUUGUAUCGUGUCUCAAUCUCAAUUUGCAUCUUGCAAUUACUUCAAUAUUCCGAUAUUUUUUGGGUCCUUUUCUUGGUUUUGGUCAACAAGCAAUUCCCAAAUGUAAAUAUAUUCAAGUUACAAGAGCAUAAAUUACUACUCCUUGAAUUUCUUUCUUUAUAUACAUGCACACACUAUAUUUUGCAAGUGUAAGAGUGGGCUGUAUUCAAGGAUCAGGGUGAAAUCAUAUCCCUCCCACUGACAUUUAACUUUGUCAGUAAUUGUAAGUUUUAAAGCCCUCGAGCUUGGUGCCGUUUCCAGAAGUUGCCUGGCAUGAGACGACGGUAUAAAAGCUACUGAGGCUGUUUGUCCGCCAACCCUCACCGCAGGCAAAACAGCCAGCAACAGCCAGCAAGGCGCCCUGCUGUAUGAAAAGCCCUGUGAGACCCCUUCACUGCCACUUUCUAUGAAGCAGAUAACAGUUACUAUCAUGCUUAUUUUUUUCUCUCGUGGGAGUGACAGUCUGGGAGUGAUCUAGAAAAGGCCUGAGGAGGUGGGAAUGUGGACGGGAUCUGGACAGAGUGGAGGUGAAGCCCCAGUCACACUGUGUCAGGGCUGAGUUUACGAGGAGGCCGAGCUGAUUUAUAGGACUCCUCUAAUGGCACUGAACACACAUCUUGCUGACAUGUUGCUUCGGGGGUUUCCUGAGAGCGAUGUCUUGUCAAAGUGCUUUUAAGUUUUGUUCUUGCUCGCUUGGUAGUAAACAAAACACCAUUGUGGGACCAUGGUGGAUCUAUCACCCAUUACCUUAAAUCACCUUGGUGGGUAACAUCCCCACAGUGACUACAUUUUUGGACUUCUUCAGCUGGUAGUUAGUUGGACCUGCCUGAGUAGUUUGAGAAUAAGGGUCUUUUAAUAAGCCAUGACUGAAUAUCUAACAAUAAGAAACACAGGAGCUGUCUGAUUGAAGCCCUGCAGCCUCCAUGGAGAGAAAGUCAGUGAAGCGUGACUGUGUGCUGCUGUCAACAUAGAGGCCAGUGGAAAUCGGCACACCUGGCUUUAUACUGGACAUGGUCCAAUGACUUCCUUUGGUGUUGAUAUGCACACUGAAAAAUGUUUUGGUGAAUUUACUCAACGCACCAAAGAAAAUCAUCUAAGUCUUUGUUUAGUGAGCAAAAUAUACAUAAUUAACAUGGCUUUUAAUUUGACACACUGUCACAAACUGUGCUUUUCACACACAAUAUCAAGCACAUGUGAAAUAUACUUUGGUUUUCUCGCUGAUUUAAUCCCUCAAACCCUUAACUCAGCCCUCAACUUGAUGAUUUUCAAAAACUGUUUGCAUUUUAUUAUCAGCCGUCCCAUUAUUGCUCAGUACCCUUCCGCGAAAACCAGAAGCAACAACAGUACUCACAAACAUGGCUGAAGAAAUCUCAGAGUCUAACACUGAUUUUGCUCCAGAGACCUGGGACUUGAGGAAAGGGUUUUUCCACAUCCAGUUAUGUGAGCACAAUUCAAGGAAUUUUAGUGUUUCAGCUCCUCGUCUCGUCGUGUUGUCUCCUUCAACAUAAUGUCCAAUGUCUCCACUCUUCUUGAUGAAGACAUAAAUAUACUCGAUGGUCUUAUUAUGUUCUCCGUAUUUAAUUUAACUUUUAAAGCACACUUUAAAUGAGAUUAAACGUUCCUCUCACCACACGUUUAAUCUCCAUGUUUUUAUGGAAGGCUGUGUAAAUUAAGGAUUAAAAUAAUCUGGAAAGAUUUUUAUCAUAAAAAGAGAAUAAAUGCAGGUCAGCCACAUUUUAACUGUUUGCCACUUGAUUAAUUUAAUAUUUGUGGUUUUGUUGGCAUAAUUUAGCUCUUUUAAAAUUACAAAGCCCUUUCAUUGCAAAGAAAAGCAUCUACAUCAGUCAACCACAACACUGACAGAUUCAAAAGAGCCAAACAAAUGCAGUGUUAUCCCUUGAAUUAUGACAUAUAAUACCAGGGAUAGUGUUAAUUAAAUUUUAGGUUCAGUUAUAAUUUUAGCUUUCACGGACUGUUAAAAUAAGAUAUUAUUAAAAUAAGUUAUCUUUUCGUGCUUGGCCUAUUAUUCUCUAAAAGUUCAAAUUCACUUCCCAUCAGGGUGUCGCACUGAGUUCACGCUUAUUUAGUUCAUGUUUAUGAAAAUUUAUGUAAUUAAAAGACACAUUUUACCUCUUUUUUUCUAAUUAUAAUUUUUGUCACGAUAAAGCACCUUGCAGGUCAUCCUGCUGAAAACUGGUGCAGACUCCUAAAAACGGCUCCCCGACAGAACAAUGCUCCCGACCACGCCCGAAAAACAGCUCAGGGAGAGCUUGAGGAACACAACAAAGAGCACAGUGUUGAUGCUGCCUCCACACCCUCCAAGAUUUUCAUCCGAGAGUAAACCAGAUACUCAGAGACCCCACUCUGCACCACAUCAGAUCUGUGUCCAGCUCUAUGAUUGCACAAGGGGGUCCUGCACAGUAUUUAUUGUUUCUUUAACAAGGACGGUCAAAGUUAUAGACAUAAAUAUAAAAUGCAAACAUACCACAUUUAAUUGAAAGCGAUAAUUUAGACCUGUAGUCCCAAUGCAGAUCAGAUAAAUCUAUGCAGGUGAAAAUAUACAGCUAAUACAUUACUUAAAAAAAACUAACAUAAUUAAUUGUUUGAGAUGUGCCUGAAGGGUUCGAUCAAUACACUGUCCCCUAAUUAUAACUGGUGAGGAGUGUUUGUUUACUCCCCUUUCCUAAGAACUUGUGGGUGAUCUGUGUAUAAUCAGCUGGGAUUCUCAGCAGUUUAAGUGCAUUCCAGUGGUGAGCCAGUAUCAAGGCAAAAGAAAAGAAUACCAGAGAAUUAAACUUGUCUCACAGCUUUUACACAGUAAUCUCGAUCGGUAUGUUCAGUAUGUUUUGAACAGUUCCUUCCUCAACAGUAAAUCAAUUAAAAUGAUAUUUAGUGGUGAUCCAGGGUUAUGAGGAGGUCCGUCGAUCCAUGUUGAAGGCAAACGGAGCCUGUGGGCUCAGCAACAGGUUAUAUUUUAGGGGAGUAUUCCUUUGAAAUGCUCGAGUUGAGUUUCUUGGUUGGUGUGUGCGUGAAUGGUAACGGAGCAACUCCAAAAUAAUGUCAAAACCAGAGUUUCUUUUGAUGUUUUUAUCACCUGAAACUUUUGGAUCAGGUUGUGUGGUGAGCAGGAGAAGCUCUCAACAUCUGGACGAGUGUGUCUGUUUCUUAUUGUUGCCAGUAGCGAUGCUAUUGCCUCUGACCACUGUUCUGGCCUUGUACUCUAUGCACUCAUAUUUCUUUGGUGCGUCAUGUUACUGUGGCUGCAGGCAUUCCUGGCCAGCCACGCCCUGCCAUGGGUUUUGAUGACUCAUUGCAGUGGUCACUCACACACACACACACUUUCACAUUUCCGUUGCUACGCUGUGGUUCCUCUUAAUCAUAUGAUGCUCCUAUCUGAUUUGGCGAAGUCUGGCGUUCAUCCAUUUUCUACUUUCCAAGUCGUCCAUUUUAGGUUCAGGAUUUUUCAAACCACCUUUGCACUGAGCUGCUUCAUUCCUUCCCGUGUUGCCUCAGACUGGCUCAGAGGUCCAUUAGUUUCUAACAGCAUCAGCCAUUUUUUUUUUUCAGAUGGUUUGUGAUCCAAAGCUUUUAUGCUGUGAACAGUAUUUAUAGUGGUUUGUGCAUUACCAACAAAAACCUGUAGUCUAAGUUCGGCUUGACAUUGUGAUCCUUUAAAGCCAAAUGAAAAACAAUGCACUGAUGCUGUUAUCCAUUUUGUGUUAAUCAGUGAUAAAUAUGCUUUUCAAAUAUUUGAAUAGUUGCUACAUUUUUCUAAAACUCACAUGGUUUAUGUAACCAUUUCUUGUCUUAAUUACAUAUUUGUCCACAUGUACCUGUGCAUGGUAGGAUAAAGCAUGCUACUAUCAGCACUGACAAGAUUUUUGCUAAAACAAACACCAGCAACAACACAAUAAUGUUCUGCUCUCAGGCUUUGGUCACAUAAAGUGUGUUCAGAUUAGAGAUUAGAUGCUGCUGAUCAAACAUGAGAAACAUAAAGCUACAGCCAUCAAAAAUAGCUCAGGAAAAAAAUAAGGCCUUGCCAAGUAAAGCUAACAUGUCACAAGUCUGCCACAGCUCUGCACAGCCAGUAGUUUCCAAUAACCAUUAAAUGCUUGAACUACCCUGAUACCACUCAUCAGCCUGCAGACCUGUUUGAGUGUCAGCGAUCUUCCUCUUGUUUGUCCCUCUUCUGCAGUAGGAUGCUGCAGCAUCUCACUCAAGGACAGUUUGACAUCGAGGUGUGAAGUCAGGAAAGCUUGAAUAGCCUUGUUGGCUGCCCUCAACUUAGCUGUCUGCUCAUAUACAGAGAUAUAUAAUUAGUGUCAGUCCCAGGUAGGCGUAAAUCAAGUAGUCAUACACAUUUAAGGGUGUCUAAAAGCUGUGAAAAAGUAGCUUUCUUUCUGUUAUUAGCUAAGAGAACAGAAAAGUGGACAGUGGUGAGCAACAGCCCGAUCAUGUCUAAAUUUACUUCAAACCCACGCUCUGCAACAUGUAUCUAAUACACGUAUCUAAUAAACAUUGAGAAGUUCAGUAUAUUUAGAUGGUGCAAUGACUCACAGGCUGUGACACAAGGCUGCGUUUCCUCUGCUGUUUGUUUACAGGCUACAUCCUUCUUGGUGCUGUCAUGAUAACAGCAUAAAGACACCUCAUACAAACAAACUCCUGCUGCUACAAGCAGCUCUCUCUUUCUCCUUUGAUUAAAACAAUUUCAUUGCAAAGGGCAGCUUUGACCUGGCCAGUGUUUUGGAGCUCCAUUUAUAGCUUCAUUCUUUCACUUUGGUUGUUUUUCUUCUGGGACAGGCCCAAAUCACACAGUGUUUAUUCAGCUUAACAAGGACUUGUUACUGCAGCAGAGACAUGGCUCCAUAUGAAAUUGAUUAACUCCUCGCUGAGCACUGAUAAAAAUGCUUAUGAGAAAUUCUGCCUUCUCCUAUGUGCAUUUUUUAAUGACGCUAUCCGGGUAACAAGCAUAUACGUCCAUGAUGUUAAAGUCAGAUUUGUCAACAUUAACCAUCCAUCAGUUCCCAAAAAACCUCUAGCUGUAUUUUUGGUUUAUAUGGGAUGUUUUAAUUAAAUACAUAAUCAAAAAUCAAUAUAUUAAAUAGCCAACUGGAUUUGUAUUUGUAUAAUAUUUCAACAUUUGCAGUUUAAUCAGGUGCGAUUCAUCUUUUUCUGAUGAGAUUUAAGUUUCCUUUUUCAAAUACAUUUAAACUAAACCAUACUAAACUAAACUGCAUUGUGGAGAUUCCAUCUCUAAAAUUAGUAUGAAACUGCUACAAGCUUUGUUGGUGAAUCUUAUCACUCUGUUUAGUUUAAUGUUAGGUACACUUACUUUCUUGUGUGUGUUCUCUGUUUUUCACUCAUAUUUGUGAGUGGGCUGAUGUGUAAGGGUAGAGAUGUCCAUAUAAAGGUUCCAUUAUAUGGAGUUUCCAGCAAAUUUUAAAUCCAUGAGCCAUUCUGCUAAAAGUUGACACCGUAUCCAUCUGCCUUGGGGAAAAAAUGUGCCUUUUAAAUCACUAAAAGAUUUUUGCACUCGUUUUACAUGAGGUGGACAGAUGUAAGUACUAACUCCAGAAGCACAGAUGGAUCAGAGAAUAAGACGGAUGACGCCUUUAAUGCAUACAUUAUCCAGAGGAAUUUGGCCUCCAUUGCACUGCAGACAGUUCAGUUCAGUUUGCAGAAUGUCCUCAGGACUUAACUGAACAUCGUGUCAGGAACAUGUUUUAAGUGCAAUAGUUGCAGAAUUUAUCACCACACAUGUGUGUGUGAACUGUUUCAGCAAUAGUCCUCCCAGCAUUUUCCCACUGCUCCAUUUCCAAAUGUCAAAAUGCAGACUUGAAUUUAACGACUUGGAAGACAACCAUACAGCUUAAACGACUCGCUAUAAAGUACGCACUGGAAUGUGGAGAGCAUUUAUCUGCCAGUAGAGUUGAAUAGGUUUAUUUUAAAGCACCCAGUGUCACUUUGAGUUGUCUUCAUUCCCUCGACCUCGGCCAUCGCCACCAUGGCAAUGAGCUUUCAUCAUGACUUGGAGAGAGCAGCAAUAAACAUCUACAUUAUUUAUAUCCAGACAAAGGUUGAGGAUGCGUAUAUUUUUUUAUUUUUCCCAUCAGGCUUUUUUUAAUAAGAUUGACUGGAGAUCGUCAAUCUCUAGAUUGCAUUUAAGAAAGGCUAUAACUGAAGCUGUUAGAGGUGUGACGCAGGUGCAGACAGCUUCACUUCACUCCAUCUAUGAUUCUGUGUUUGAAAACCAAACAAAAACUCUAUUGUUGCCGCCAGUGUGUUUGAUAUAGAGCCACGGACAGGUAAUGGAGAACACAUGGCGAUUAAGUCUCUGCAUCCAGUGAACCAACACAGUCCUCAAGUUUUUUUGAUGAAUCCCAAGACCACUAAAUUCUUGCGCUGUGAGAGGCCUGUUUUCUUUUACCAGAAGAGUUCUUACCAGCUGUGCCAUGCAGCAAGAAUUUAUCUGUGCUAGCAAAAAGAUUGUGAUUCAUUCUUCCAGACAUCUUCACUUAACGCUUCAGUAUAUCAUUUCGAGUUCUAUGACAGCCUAUCGAAAUACGAUGGAACUGGCAGGAGAUCAUUUGCCGGGUAUGAUCUGCAGUGGAGCCUCAUCUGGCGCAAAAGUUAUUUGCGCUGAUUGUUGCCAUGCCCCAAAAGGGCGGGGUUAUAUCCAUCUCCAGAAUUCUGAUUUAUGUUUAUGUGACUGCAUAAUGUUGAAAUAGCUUAAUACUGUUUGCCCCAGACCUGCUAGAGGGAGUCAUCUUCCCUCUCCUGCAUGCUCUUACUCCAAGCGACUUCUUAUGAAACAUUGCUCCCAGUAGAGAAAUCAAGUUUCUUGACAAAUGGGUUUGACACAAACAGGCAAAAGCUGAUUUUCAUUAAGCAGAUUAUAAAACUGAUUGUUUGGAAAAAUAAUUAAAAAGCUUGAACCUCUGUAUUUAUUUCAACACUUCACCCUAAUAGGUUUUCUGUUCAGAGAUUUUAAUGUGAUCAGCAGAGAUGUGCUCCUAUAUUCAUUAUUAUUAUUAAAUGACUGUUAAAUGUUGCAGCUGUCAGAGAGAAGAGGGAAAAUUAGGAAGAAUUAGGGAAAAUCACCAUCUCCUGCAGACUUUUUCCAAACCUCCUGUUUGUAUUUUUAGCUCCACUGGCAGCUGUUGUUACCCUGGACUCUUAUAACUGCUGUUCAGUCUCAUUUGGUCUCAGAGGAGGUUGAGUAACAUGGACCUAAACACAGGCACAAUUGUCUUUUCUUAUGGGGCAAUCCACGACUUGAUGGCUUUUCCAUUUAGGUUUGCAGAAUUGGCUGGCCGGAGAUGUGGGCUAUGAGUGAGGAAAGGAAAGCAUGGAGACCAAAGAUUAUACGCUGUUUGUACUUAAUGUUUGACAUUUAGGUUUGGUGUCUUUGAAUAGCACUGAAGAACCUUUGGAAAACAUUAGUGACUAUGACUGUAUAUUAUAUUGGGCAAAUUCAGUAGUUUAGAAUACAAAGAGAGCCUUUCAUUCUGGAACCUUGUAUUUCGUCAAAGUGACAUUUUCAAAACCUCUUGCCUUUAAAAACACAUGCCGAUGAUUCGCCACAGCUGUCCCUGUUUUGCACAGCAUUGUAUGCAUGGUUGUUAUCCCCUCAGGCCUGUUCGGUGUUGGUUGUGUCAUCCCUGCCCCAUAUCAGAUGUUUUAGCUUUCAGCUUGUUUUUUCCCUGUUAUCUGUUACCUACACAUCUGUUUGAAUGUUAAAGUCUCAUUUCAUUCAUGCAUGUAACACGGUAUAUGUACUAUUCUGCAGUGUGUCUGUCUUACAGAUGAUUGGAUUACCACCCAUCACCGCUAAUUGUUGUAUCCCUGUGUUAUUUCAGGUGUAUUACUUCUAAUGUCUGAUGCUGUGUUAGAGUGCUGCACAUUUUAAAUCACCAUCCUUUUACUGAAAAUCUUCUGUGCAGUUAUUUGUCCAAAUGACUCUGAGGUAUGCUAAAAGGCAGAAUGUAAUGUCUGGCUUUUUUGGUUUUAAUUCUUUAGUUAUUGCCAGGCUCCGUUCGGACUGUAGUCAACAUACCACUAGCUCAUUACAGUUACUCUAAUCCUGCGUUAUUAAGACCUUCAGUAAGUCCUGCAGUGACUUUACAAAAACUAUUUUUAUUGUUUUUGUCUCCAGUGCUGUUGGUAAACUCUUGUUGUUCUCAUCUGAGGCUGGUGAGGAAGGAUUAAGAUGACAACCUAGUGAUGGUGAAUUUGUGUGUGAUGCACAGUUUUCUACACCAUCAGCUCAUAUAUGAAAUAACUAAUAGUACUAAAACUGGUUCACGUUAAGUAACUAGACAUGAAUAAUAUCUUGCAUUUUAAAUAUUUAUUUCAUGAUUAUAUAUUGUCAUACACUGUCUGAUUUGUGCAUAGAUUUUGACGGAUUUUUUAGCAAAGAAAGAAUUAAUUGUUUGCGUUUUUAUAUAUAAAACCCACACUGUUUUUGCACUUUGUGUUGAAAGCUGGCUAAGGUAGCAGGGGUUUUGUAGCAGCGGCACUGCCCAUUACCCACACAAGGUCCAAACCUCCUUUUCUCGUCUCUGUUUGGAUCCUUUUGGUUUCUGUUUGCAUCCUGUGUGCGCACACCCCUUUAGAUUCUCCUCCUCUCUUCCCUCUCGCCUCUCAUCCACACUGUUUCUGUUUCGACUGGGGACUGAGAAGGUAGGAGGGGUUCUGAGCAUCGCUGUUUCUCCAUGCUGACUCAUGAUGACAACUGGGUAGAUAAAUGCUUCAUCAAAGUGAAUCCAAAAUUAUGUAGAAUUAAGAAUUUUUAACAGGUCUUCUUUGUGAUAUGUUUCUCUAUGCAAAUACUGCGCAUUGAAGUGCUUAUAGUAUAUGAAGAAGGAAUUCCUUGAGGAUCUCAAAGAACACAAAGGAAGACAUAAUGGUGGCUGGAAUGGUAAUGCCAUUAGCCAAUCUGAAAGCAAUCUACGAGCUUCUCUUCAAAGAUGGCGUCAUUGUGGUUAAGAAGGACAGGCGGCCACAGUCCAUGCAUCCUGAUCUCAAUGGGGUGAAUAACCUAAAGGUGAUCCGUGCCGUGGGCUCUCUCAAAACUAAAGGCUACGUCAGGGAGACUUUUGCCUGGAAACAUGCCUAUUAUUAUCUCACCAAUGAAGGUAUCGGGUACCUGCGAGAUUACCUGCACCUGCCUCCAGAAAUCAUGCCUAGAACCCUUCAUCGCAUUUGUCGCCCUGGAUUUUCUGCUCGAGUUCAAAGCGUGAAAGGCCCGAGAUCUUCCAUUUCAGAACUGAAGGCCCAAGGAAGAACCCAAGAGGGUGUUACGGACAGGCACGUUUACCGUCACAAGAGAGUUGAAGAAGAACAACCUGACAGACUUCCAAAAACCUUCAGAGGCUCCUACCAGAUGUCCAUUGGUCAGCCUAGAGAUCAAAACACUACCUUGUUCAAGGUGGACAAAGACCUCUGCAUAGAAGAGGAAAGUCACAGUAAAGUUUUCAAUGCUUCUGUUCUUCACCAUGAAGACAAAGCCACCAGAGGUCAUUACUCAGUCGAGGAGGCCAAGCAAGGUUUUCAUUCUCCUUCAGUUGUGAUAAAGUUUCCAAAAGAAAUCCAGACAGUUCAGAAGGUUCCUGGUGUUCCAGUAACAGAGGUCCUGCAGGAAUCGUUUAAGAACACAUGUGCUGAACCACAAACAGGUUAUAAGGAGUCUGGACGUGUUGCUAUGGCCAGCAUGAAGGUGCAGAAGACUACAACUGAGGAACCUGUAAAAGAACUGAUCUUAAAUGAGAUGAGAAGAGAGACCAAAUAUCUGUUCUUGGGGGUUCUUGAAGAAGAGGUACCUGCGAGUGAAUGCGGUAUACAAAUGGUAGCAGACCCCCAGGCAGUCCCUUUGAUGGAAGAGCUUAUUGAUGAUGAAGAGAAAGAUGAAGACCUUCUCCAUGAGGUUGUCAACUCAGCUCCGUUUGGAUCUUCUGCUGACGUUGUGACAGAAGAAUACCACAAGAAGUUGCCAGGUGAUGUUGAGGAGAUGAAACAUGUGAUGGUUGAAGUUUACAGCCCUGCAGAUAAAAGUGAAACAUCCAAGUGUGACACUUACAAAUCUGUGCAAAAUAUUCCCGAGGAAAAAACAAUGGAAUCUGACAUUACAGAUACAGAGAAUGAAAAAGACAGUGAGACAAUAGUUUCUGCAGAAGUCAUGAUUUCUCAUGAUGCAUCUGGAGCCUCCUCCACUGCAGCCACUAAAGCAGACCGUCCCGUCCCUAUAGUCCCACCAGUUUACCCAGCUCUGAAGAUCCCUCUGCUUCAGGUAGACUGUACCACUCUCACAGAAGAACCUGAAAAAGGUAAAGAUGCUCAGAAGACCGGGCCUGACUUCCCUGAAGAUGAACGGGACAGAGUUCAGAAAAAGACCUUCACAAAAUGGGUCAAUAAGCACCUUGUGAAGCAUUGGAAGGCAGAGGCCCAGCGACACAUCACUGACCUGUACGAGGACCUCAGAGAUGGACACAACCUCAUCUCCCUGUUGGAGGUGCUCUCUGGAGAGACUCUGCCGAGGGAACGUGACGUUGUGAGGAACGUGCGGUUGCCUCGGGAGAAAGGCCGUAUGCGCUUCCACAAGCUGCAGAAUGUCCAGAUCGCCCUGGACUUUCUCAAACACAGACAGGUCAAACUGGUCAACAUCAGGAAUGAUGACAUUGCAGAUGGAAACCCCAAGCUGACCCUUGGCUUGAUAUGGACCAUCAUCCUUCACUUCCAGAUCUCAGAUAUUCAGGUGAACGGUCAGUCGGACGACAUGACGGCCAAAGAGAAGCUGCUGCUGUGGUCUCAGAGGAUGGUGGAGGGAUACCAGGGCCUGCGCUGCGACAACUUCACCGGCAGCUGGAGGGAUGGCAAGCUGUUCAACGCCAUCAUACACAAACACAGACCCUCUCUGAUCGAUAUGAGUCAAGUGUACCGACAGUCCAACCAGCAGAACCUGGAGCAGGCCUUCAGCGUGGCAGAGAGAGAGCUGGGUGUCACCAGACUGCUGGACCCCGAAGAUGUCGAUGUGCCCCAUCCAGAUGAGAAAUCCAUCAUCACAUAUGUGUCCUCUCUGUAUGAUGCCAUGCCCAGGGUACCAGACGUCCAGGAUGGUGUCAAAGCCAAUGAGCUGGAGCUGCGUUGGCAGGAGUACUAUGAGCUGGUCACCAUGCUGCUGCAGUGGAUCAGACACCACAUCCUCGUUUUUGAGGAGAGGAAGUUCCCCACCAGCUACGAAGAGAUUGAGGUUCUUUGGCGUCAGUUUCUGAAGUUCAAGGAAACGGAGCUUCCUGCCAAAGAGGCAGACAAGAACCGCUCCAAACACAUCUUCAAGUCUUUUGAGGGUGCGGUUCAGGCUGGUCAGGUCAAAGUGCCGCCAGGUUAUCACCCUUUAGAUGUGGAGAAGGAAUGGGGUCGUCUGCAUGUCGCCAUCCUGGAGAGGGAGCGUCUCCUCAGGACUGAAUUUGAGAGGCUGGAGCGACUUCAGAGGGUUGUCAGCAAGGUCCAGAUGGAGUCAGGGGUGUGCGAGGAGCAGCUCAACCAGGUGGAGACUCUGCUGCAGACGGAUGUGAGGCUGAUGAGCUCAGGGAAACCUGCAAAGCACACAGCAGAGAUGGAGGCAGAUCUGGAAAAAGCAGAAGGGAUGAUCCGCCUCCUCUUCAAUGACGUUCAGCUGCUAAAAGAUGGACGCCACCUCCAAGCUGAACAAAUGUAUCGCAGAGUUUAUCGCCUCCAUGAGCGGCUUGUAAACCUCCGUAGCGAGUACAAUCUGCGCCUCAAGUCAGGUGUGACCAUCACACAAAUCCCCAUGACGCAGAUCCCCAUGACCCAAGUCCACACAACCCAGGUCCACAGCGCCCAGGUCCUGCAGCAGGCCCCCGUGAGGGUGCGGCCCGAGCUGGAUGAAGUCACGCUGCGCUACAUCCAGGAUCUGCUGAGCUGGGUGGAGGAAAACCAGCGACGGGUGGACGAAGGGCAGUGGGGCUCGGACCUUCCCAGCGUGGAGUCCCAGCUGGGCAGCCAACGAGGCCUCCAUCAGUGUGUGGAGGAGUUCCGCUCCAAGAUAGACAGAGCUAAGGCUGAUGAGAGUCAGAUUUCACCUGCCAGCAAAGCUGCUUACCGUGACUAUCUGGGAAAACUGGAGCUACAAUACGGCAAGCUCCUGAACUCCUCAAAGGCUCGCCUGCGCUACAUGGACCAGCUUCAUGCCUUUGUCACUGCAGCAACCAAAGAGCUGAUGUGGCUGAAUGAGAAAGAGGAAGAGGAGGUGAACUACGACUGGAGCGAGCGAAACACCAACAUGGCAGCCAAGAAAGAAAACUACUCGGGUUUGAUGAGAGAGUUGGAGCUCCGGGAGAAGAAAGUGAACGGUGUCCAGACCACAGGAGACAAACUGCUGAGGGACGGACACCCAGCCAAGAAGACCAUCGAGGCUUUCACUGGAGCCCUGCAGACUCAGUGGAGUUGGAUCCUCCAGCUGUGCUGCUGCAUUGAAACUCACCUGAAAGAAAACACUGCCUACUAUCAGUUCUUCUCUGACGUGAAGGAGGCGGAGGAGAAGAUUAAAAAGAUCCAAGACACUAUGAAGAGGAAGUACACCUGCGACCGCACCAUCACGGUCACACGGCUGGAAGAUCUGCUUCAGGAUGCAGCUGAUGAGAAAGAGCAACUGAAUGAGUUCAAAACUCACCUGGAAGGCCUGAAGCGGAGAGCCAAGACCGUCGUCCAGCUGAAACCACGUAACCCUGCUACUCCGAUAAAGGGAAAGCUGCCCGUCCAGGCUGUUUGUGACUUCAAGCAGAUGGAGAUCACAGUCCACAGAGGCGAUGAAUGCGCUCUGCUGAAUAACUCGCAGCCCUACAAGUGGAAGGUGCUGAAUGAUAAAGGCAACGAGGCGUCUGUCCCAUCUAUCUGCUUCCUGAUUCCACCCACCAACAGGGACGCUGUGAACAGUGUUGCCGGGCUGGACGGAAACCUCCAGAGGCUGCAGAACAUGUGGCAGACGCUGUUUGUGGACAUGAAGAGCCUGCUGUCCUGGCAGUACCUGAUGAGAGACAUCCACAUCAUUAAAAGCUGGAACAUCAGCAUGUUUAAGACGCUGAGGGUGGAGGAGUACCGACUAGCACUGAGGAACCUGGAGCAGCAUUAUCAGGACUUCCUGAGAGACAGCCAGGACUCCCAGAUUUUUGGGGCUGAGGAUCGUAUGCAGGUGGAGUCCAACUACAACCUAGCCAACCAGCACUACAACACAAUGGUCAGCUCUGCAGAGCAAGACUAUGUGCCACCCAGAGCAGGAGAGCAAGACGAGACUGUGUGCAAAACCUACCUGACGAAGAUCAAGGACCUUCGGCUGAGGCUGGAAGGCUGCGAGAAUCGAACGGUGACGCGUCUCCGCCAGCCUGUCGACAAGGAACCACUGAAAGCCUGCGCCCUGAAGACUGCAGAGCAAAUGAAAGUGCAGUCUGAGCUGGAGGGCUUGAAGAACGACUUGAGCUCCAUUGCUGAAAAGACCGAGGAGGUUCUGGCUUCUCCUCAGCAGUCCAGCUCCGCCCCGAUGCUGCGCUCUGAACUGGACAUGACUCUGAAGAAGAUGGAUCAUGUUUACGGCCUCUCCUCGGUCUACCUGGACAAGCUGAAGACGAUCGAUGUCGUGAUCAGAAACACUAAAGAUGCAGAAGACACGCUGAAGAGUUACGAGACUCGUCUGCGCGACGUCAGUAAAGUUCCUGGUGAUGAGAAGGAAGUGGAGGAUCAGCGCAGUCAGCUGAAGUCCAUGCGUGCCGAAGCAGAGGCCGACCAGGUGAUAUUCGACCGCCUGCAGGACGAGCUUAGGAGGGCGACGGCUAUGAAUGACAAAAUGACGAGGAUUCACAGCGAGCGCGAUGCUGAUCUGGAGCAUUACCGUCAACUGGUCGGAAGCCUCCUGGAGCGGUGGCAAGCUGUGUUUGCACAGAUGGACCUGAGGCAGCGGGAGCUCGGCCUCCUGGGGCGCAACAUGAACUCCUACCGCGAAAGUUACGAGUGGCUCAUCCGCUGGCUCGAAGAAGCGAAGCAGAGGCAGGAGAAAAUUCAGGCUGUGCCAAUCGGGGACAGCAAGGCUCUCAGGGAGCAGCUGGCACAGGAGAAGAAACUCCUGGGAGAAAUUGAGAAAAACAAGGAGGAGGUUGAAAAUUGCCAGAAAAAUGCAAAGGCUUAUAUCGACUCUGUCAAAGACUACGAGUUCCAGAUUUUGACCUACAAAGCCCUCCAGGAUCCCAUAGCAUCUCCUCUGAAAAAGCCCAAAAUGGAGUGUGCAUCCGAUAACAUCAUUCAGGAGUAUGUUACGCUGAGAACGCGCUACAGUGAGCUGUUGACUCUCACCAGUCAGUACAUCAAAUUCAUCACAGACACACAGCGCCGCCUGGAGGAAGAAGAGAAAGCUUCUGAAAAAGUUAAAGAAGCGGAGAGGAAACGGAUGGCAGAGAUGCAGGCGGAAUUAGAUAAGCAGAAGCAGUUGGCUGAAGCUCACGCUAAGUCUGUGGCCAAAGCAGAGAAAGAGGCCGAGGAGCUGAAGUUAAAGAUGAAGGAAGAGGCCAAUAAGAGACAAGACGUUGCAGUGGAUGCUGAAAAACAGAAGCAAAACAUUCAGCAGGAGCUGCAUCAGCUGAAGAGUCUGUCAGAGCAGGAGAUCAAGUCCAAGAGUCAGCAGCUGGAAGAGGCGCUCAUCAGUCGUACCAAGAUCGAGGAAGAAAUCCACAUAAUUAGGAUUCAGUUGGAGGCAACAAUGAAACAGAAGGGCACAGCUGAGACUGAGUUACAGCAGCUCAGAGACAAAGCUGCUGAAGCUGAGAAGCUCAGGAAGGCUGCUCAAGACGAGGCGGAAAGGCUUCGCAAACAGGUGACUGAGGAGACUCAGAAAAAGAAAAAUGCUGAAGAUGAGCUAAAGCGUAAAUCUGAAGCCGAAAAAGAGGCAGCCAAACUAAAGCAGAAAGCACUGGAUGACCUGCAGAAAUUUAAACUACAAGCCGAAGAGGCAGAGAGGCGCAUGAAACAGGCUGAGGAGGAAAAACUGAGGCAGAUUAAAGUUGUAGAAGAGGUGGCACAGAAGUCUGCUGCCACACAGUUGCAAACCAAAGCUAUGUCAUUCAAUGAACAGGCAACAAAACUGGAAGAAUCCCUCAAGAAAGAGCAGGGAACUGUUCUUCAGCUACAGGAGGAAGCCGAGAAACUCAGGAAACAACAAGAAGAAGCUAACAAAGCCAGGGAGCAAGCAGAGAAAGAGCUGGAAACAUGGAGACAGAAAGCCAAUGAAGCCCUCCGCUUGAGGCUACAAGCUGAGGAGGAAGCUCAAAAGAAGAGUCAGGCUCAAGAGGAAGCAGAGAGGCAGAAGGUUGAAGCAGAGCGAGAUGCCAAGAAAAGGGCUAAAGCUGAAGAUGCUGCACUUAAACAGAAGGAGAAUGCAGAAACGGAGCUGGAAAAACAGAGGAAAUUUGCUGAACAGAUAGCCCAACAAAAACUUUCUGCAGAGCAAGAAUGCAUACGCUUAAAGGCUGACUUUGAACAUGCUGAGCAGCAGAGGGGCCUGUUGGAUAGUGAGCUCCAGCGUUUGAAGAAUGAGGUGAAUGCUGCAGAAAAACAGAGAAAACAGCUCGAAGACGAACUGGCUAAAGUCAGAAGUGAAAUGGACGCUCUGCUACAGAUGAAGACUGAAGCUGAGAAGGUGACACUGUCAAACACAGAAAAGAGCAAACAGCUUCUUGAGUCUGAAGCGCAGAAAAUGAAACAACUGGCUGAGGAAGCUGCUAGACUGAGAUCAGUCGCCGAAGAGGCGAAGAAGCAGAGGCAGACUGCAGAGGAUGAGGCAGCCCAGCAAAGAGCUGAGGCGGAAAAAAUCCUUAAGGAAAAACUGUCUGCUAUCAAUGAGGCAACUCGGCUAAAGACUGAAGCGGAAAUCGCCCUCAAAGCUAAAGAAGCAGAGAAUGAAAGACUAAAGAGAAAAGCUGAGGAGGAAGCUUAUCAAAGAAAGCUGCUGGAGGACCAAGCUGCUCAGCAUAAGCUAGAGAUUGAGGAGAAAAUCACACACCUUAAGAGCUCAUCUGACUCUGAGCUGGUGAGACAAAAAACUAUUGUGGAAGAAACUUUGAGGCAAAAGAAGGUGGUCGAAGAGGAGAUUCAUAUCAUCAGAAUCAACUUUGAGAAAGCCUCAAAAGAGAAGUCAGAUCUAGAGGGUGAAUUAAAGAAACUGAAGGAUCUUGCAGAUGAGACUGAGAAGAGCAAACUUAAGGCUGAAAAAGAGGCAGACAAACUAAAAAAGCUUGCUGCAGAGGAAGAGAAGAAGAGGAAAGAGGCUGAGGAGAAGGUGAAGAGGAUAACUGCAGCCGAAGAGGAGGCAGCUCGUCAAUGCAAAGCUGCUCAGGAGGAAGUCGAACGCCUCAAAAAGAACGCAGAAGAAGCGAAUAAGCAGAAAGAGCAAGCUGAGAAAGAGGCAGAAAAGCAGGUCAUUGUAGCCAAAGAGGCAGCACAAAAAUGCAGUGCCGCAGAGCAGAAAACUCAAGAUGUUCUCAGUAAGAAUAAAGAAGAUAGCCUUGCUCAGGAGAAGCUUAAAGACGAAUUCAAAAAUGCUAAGAAACUUGCAGAAGCUGCUCAGAAAGCCAAAGAGAAAGCUGAGAAAGAGGCUGCCUUGCUCCGCCAAAAAGCAGAAGAAGCUGAAAAGCUGAAGAAAGCUGCAGAAGAAGAAGCCGCUAAACAGGCCAAAGCUCAGAAGGAUGCAGAGAAACUGAGAAAAGAAGCAGAGGAAGAGGCCUCUAAGCGAGCUGCAGCUGAGCAAGCAGCACUAAAGCAGAAGCAGCAGGCUGAUGCAGAGAUGGCCAAGCACAAAAAAGAGGCAGAACAAGCACUUACACAGAAGUCGCAGGUGGAGAAGGAACUGACACUGGUUAAACUUCAGCUGGAUGAAACUGAUAAGCAGAAGAAGGUGUUGGAUGAAGAGCUUCAGCGAGUUAAAGGUGAAGUAAAUGACGCUGUCAAGCAAAAGGCACAGGUGGAGGAUGAGUUGUCGAAAGUCAAGAUCCAGAUGGAAGAACUCCUGAAGCUUAAGCUCAAAAUUGAGGAAGAAAACCGGCGCCUGAUGAAGAAGGACAAAGACAGUACACAGAAAUUACUUGCAGAGGAAGCAGAGAAAAUGAAGAGCCUUGCAGAGGAAGCUGCUAGACUCAGCGUGGAAGCUGAAGAAGCUGCCAGACAAAGGCAGAUUGCUGAAUCUGACUUGGCUGAACAGAGGGCACUUGCAGAGAAAAUGCUAAAAGAGAAAAUGCAGGCCAUCCAAGAGGCUACAAAACUAAAAGCUGAAGCAGAGGAACUCCAGAAACAGAAGGACCAGGCACAGGAAAAAGCUAAAAAACUUUUGGAGGACAAACAACAGAUCCAACAGCGCCUUGAUAAGGAGACAGAGGAUUUCCAGAAAUCCCUGGAAGCCGAGCGAAAGAGGCAGUUUGAAGUUGCAGCUGAAGCAGAGAAACUGAAAGUGAAGGUGAAAGAGCUCAGCGAUGCUCAAGCUAAAGCUGAAACGGAGGCAAAGAAAUUCAAGAAGCAAGCCGACGAAGCAAAAACUCGUCUCCAACAGACUGAAAAACAAACGACAGAAAUCGUUGUGCAGAAGUUGGAGACACAGAGGCUACAGAGCACGAGAGAAGCUGAUGACCUGAAGAAAGCCCUAGCAGACCUUGAAAAGGAGAAAGAGAAACUGAAAAAGGAUGCAGAGGAGCUUCAGAAGAAAUCUAAAGAGAUGGAAAAUGCCCAACAAGCACAAAUUGAGCAGCAGAAAGCUAUACUUCAGCAGUCUUUCAUCACUGAGAAGGAUGUGCUGUUGAAGAGAGAAAAGGCUGUUGAAGAUGAGAAAAAGAAGCUUGAAAAGCAGUUUGAGGAUGAAGUAAACAAGGCCAAGGCUCUUAAAGAUGAACAAGAACGUCAGCGUAAGCUAAUGGACGAGGAAAGGAAGAAACUUCAGGCCAUUAUGGAUGAAGCUGUAAAGAAACAAAAGGAGGCUGAAGCAGAGAUGAAAAACAGAGAGAGAGAAUUGGAUGUGCUAGAAAAGAAAAGGUUUGAACAAGAAAAACUUUUGGAAGAGGAGAACAAAAAGCUCAGAGAGAGACUUCAGAAUCUUGAGGUUGCUUCAAAGCAGGGUUCAUCAACGACAAAGGAAAUCGAAGUUCAGACCGAUGAGGUCCCGGAGGAACAGCUAGUUGCUAUGACAAUGGUAGGAACAACAAAGAAAGUUUUCAAUGGCUCUGUUGAGGAUGGGCUGAAGAAAGAUGGAGAAUCAAUGUUGGCAUUUGAUGGAAUAAGAGAGAAGGUUCCUGCUGAAAGGCUUCAUGAAGUUGGUGUCUUGACCAAGAAGGAAUUUGAUAAAUUGAAAAAGGGCAAAGUUUCUGUACAAGAACUCGGAAAAACAGAGAAGCUAAAAGCAUAUCUUAAGGGAGAGAGCUGUGUUGGAGGCGUCCUGACUCCUUCCAAAGAAAAAAUGAGUCUCUAUCAGGCCAUGACAGAGAAGACGAUUACUCCAAACACUGCUACAAUGCUCCUGGAAGCUCAAGCAGCAUCAGGCUUCAUUGUUGAUCCAGUGAAAAACAAGCUUCUGUCUGUAGAUGAGGCUGUUAAGGAGGAGUUAAUUGGCCCUGAACUUCAUGACAAGAUGCUGUCUGCAGAGCGGGCAGCCACUGGUUUUAAAGAUCCUUUUACUGGAGCCAAAAUCUCUCUUUUUGAGGCCAUGAAGAAGGGACUUAUUGAGAAGGAUCAGGCCACCAAAUUCCUAGAUGUACAGCUUGCAACUGGUGGCAUUAUUGACCCCAUCAACAGCCACAGAGUUCCCCUUCAAACAGCCUACAAGCAGGGUCAGUUUGAUGCAGAUAUCAACAAAAAACUCAGCGAUCCCAGCGAUGACUGCAAGUUAUUCAUUGACCCAAGCACACAGGAGCAACUCACUUAUAAACAGUUACUGGAAAAAUGCAACAAGGAUGCAGAGACUGGCCUGCUGAUAUUACCAGUGACAGAGAAAGCAGCUCAAACAGAGAGAACAUACACAGAUGUGGAGACUAAAGACAUAUUCAGUAAAUCAAACGUUGAUGUUCCUUUUGGAAAGUUCAAAGGAAAAACUGUCACCAUUUGGGAAGUCAUAAAUUCAGAAUACUUCACAGAAGAACAAAGAAGAGAGCUGAUCCGUCAGUACAAGACUGGCAAGAUCACAGUGGAAAAGAUCAUCAAAAUUGUCAUCACUGUUGUGGAAGACAAGGAGAAGAACAAGGAAAAUGUGUUCAAUGGCUUGAGGUCUCCAGUCUCUGCCAAUGAACUGCUAGAGUCCAAGGUUAUAAACAAAGAUGUGUUCAACAAGUUGAGUAAUGGAAAGAUAACAGUUAAAGAGAUCUCUGAGAUGGAUCCUGUGAAGAAGGCACUGAAUGGGACGCCCAGCAUUGCUGGACUGUUCUAUGAACCAACCAAGGAGAAAAUGCCUUUCUAUCAAGCUAUGAAAAAAGAAUUACUUUCUCCAGAAACGGCCUUGAAUCUUCUUGAAGCUCAAGCAGCAACAGGGUUUAUAAUUGAUCCUGUAAAAAAUGAAAGAGUCCCCGUUGAUGAAGCUGUUAAGUCGAGUCUUGUUGGCCCAGAGCUGCAUGAGCGUCUUCUGUCAGCAGAGAGAGCUAUCAGUGGCUACAGAGAUCCAUACACAGGAAAAAAUGUAUCUCUAUUUGAAGCCAUGAAAAAAGGCCUUAUCAAGAGAGAACAUGGCAUCCGUCUGCUAGAAGCACAACUUUCAACAGGUGGAAUUAUUGACCCCAUUAAAAGCUAUCGCAUCCCACAUGAAAUCGCCUGCAAGCGUGGGUAUUUUGACGAAGAAAUCGCCAAGACCUUGAACACAAACACAGACGAGACAAAGGUCUUCUGUGAUCCCAACUCACAAGAGGAUGCAACUUAUGCUCAGCUCUUGAAUAAAUGUGUCAUAGACAAAGAAACUGGACUUCCAUUGCUCUCUCUCUCAAAGAAGGCUCCAAAGCCAAAGGAAGACAAACAGAUUACAGAAGCUAAAACAAAGGAAGCUUUGAACCAAGCCACCAUGGAACUGGAGUAUGGACCUUUCAAAGGGAGGAAAGUCACAAUCUGGGAAAUCAUACACUCUGAAUACAUCACUGAGGAACAAAGGAUAGAACUGAUUCGCCAGUACAGAAUGGGUUAUGUGACAAUUGAAAAGCUGAUAAAGAUUGUGAUAACAAUGGUUGAUGAAAAAGAAGACAAAACAAAAGAACAGGCCUGCUUUGAAGGCUUAAGGGCUCCAGUCACUGCCAGUUCAUUACUUGAUUCCAACAUCAUUGAUAAGGCUACAUUUGAGCAACUCCAAAAUGGUAAAAAGACACCCAAAGAAGUCAGUGAAACUGAUAAAGUCCGGAAGUACCUGCGGGGCACAGACCGCAUUGAUGGUAUCACAAUGGGAGAUUCAGAUGAAAAGUUAAGCAUCUAUCAAGCAAUAAAAAAAGGUAUUUUGCAACAGAGCACUGGGCUCACAUUACUUGAGGCCCAAGCAGGAACUGGUUUCAUAACAGAUCCGGUCAAAAACCUGAAAUACUCUGUAGAUGAUGCUGUGAAAGCUGGAGUCGUUGGUCCAGAGCUUCACGAGAAACUCCUCUCAGCAGAAAAAGCAGUGACAGGAUACAAAGAUCCGUAUACAGGCAAUAAAAUUUCUCUGUUGCAAGCCAUGAAGAAAGAGCUUGUACUGAGGGAGCAUGCUAUUCCUCUUCUUGAAGCCCAGUUUGCCACUGGAGGGAUAAUUGAUCCAGUUAGCAGCCAUCGUGUUCCCAAUGAUGUGGCCAUUCAGCGUGGCUACUUCAGCAAACAAAUGGCUAAAUCUUUCAGUGAACCCACAGGUGAUGUUAAGGGCUUCACUAAUCCCAACACCAAUGGAAGAGUGACCUACAAGGAGCUGCUGGAGAAAUGCAAAAGAGAGCCCAACACUGGUCUGUGCUACCUCCCUCUGUCAGAGGUUGAAUCUCCUGCUCCUGUUGAGAAGUCUUACCAGUACUCAGAGGAGCAAGCCCAAACAGAUCUAGCUAAUACUCAAAUUGACAUCCCACUCAAGAGUUUUGCAGGAAAGAGUAUGACCAUUUGGGAAGUCAUGAACUCAAAUUUUCUUCCAGCAGAAGAGAGGCGCCGCCUCAUGGAGCAGUAUCGCUUGGGGCAAAUCACAAGAGAAAGAAUGCUAAUUGUCAUCAUUGAAAUAAUUGAACAAAGGGAGACACUAAAGUCUGAGCAGAGUAUGUCAUGUGAUGUAAUCAGAAGAAGGGUUACGAUUGAUGAGCUGUACAAUGCCCGAAUUAUUGACUUGCACACAUACAACCUUCUGAAACAAGAAAAGAUGAAUAUUCGGGAAGUAAUGGAAAUGCCAACAGUAAAGCAGUACCUCUUUGGCACUGGUUGUAUUGCUGGAAUUAUGUCAGACAGUCCUCCCAAGAUCAGCAUUUACCAGGCUAUGAAGAAUGGAAAGAUUAAGCCCGAAGUUGCUUUGAAUCUCCUUGAGGCCCAAGCUGCGACUGGAUUCAUGAUUGAUCCAGUUAAAGACGAACUUCUAACAGUUGAUGAAGCUGUACGUAAGGGGCUUGUAGGUCCUGAACUCCAUGAUAAACUUCUCUCUGCUGAGAGAGCAGUUACAGGUUACAAGGAUCCAUACACUGGAAAAGUGAUUUCUCUCUUUCAGGCAAUGAAAAAAGACCUCAUAUCUGAGGAUUAUGCCUUAAGGCUUUUGGAGGCCCAGAAUGCCACUGGAGGACUGAUGGAUCCUGAAUACUACUUCCAUCUCCCCAUAGAUGUUGCCAUGCAGCGUGGAUACAUCAACAAGGAGACACUAGAGAGAAUAACUGAGCCUACUGCGGAUGUGCGAGGUUAUACUGAUCCAACAACAGAUGAGAAACAGUCCUAUGCUCAGCUGCUGAAAAGAUGCAGAGUGGAUAAAGAAAGUGGUUUGCGGCUGCUUUCACUGGCAGACAGAAGGCUUCUCUUUAAGGGUCUAAGAAAACAAAUCACUGUGGAUGAGCUGCUCCGCUCGCAGAUUAUCAACCAAAAGACAUACAGUGAUCUCACUGAGGGGAUCAUCACAGUGGAGGAGGUCAGCAGGGAUGUGAAGAAGUACCUUGAGGGGACCAGCUGUAUUGCUGGUGUGUUUGUAGAAUCAAGCAAAGACCGUCUAUCAAUUUACCAAGCGAUGAAGAAAAACAUGAUCAGACCAGGGACUGCCUUUGAGCUUCUUGAGGCUCAAGCUGCCACAGGUUAUGUAAUUGAUCCAAUUAAGAACCUAAAACUAAAUGUCAAUGAAGCUGUUAAAAUGGGUGUUGUUGGUCCAGAGUUUAAAGACAAACUCCUCUCAGCUGAGCGAGCUGUGACAGGCUACAAAGACCCUUAUUCUGGCAAGGUUAUCUCUCUUUUCCAGGCAAUGAAAAAGGGACUCAUUCUGAAAGACCAUGGCAUUCGUCUGCUGGAGGCUCAGAUCGCUACUGGUGGAAUAAUUGAUCCACAAGAGAGUCUCCGAUUGCCAGUAGAAACAGCCUAUGAACGUGGCCUCUUUGAUGAAGAAAUGAAUGGUAUCCUCACUGACCCUUCUGAUGACACCAAGGGCUUCUUUGACCCCAACACUGAGGAAAACCUCACCUACCUGCAGCUGAUGGAGAGAUGUAUGAUAGACCCAGAGACUGGCCUUGCUCUUCUGCUACUGAAAGAAAAGAAGCGUGAGAGAAAGACAUCGUCCAAAUCUUCUGUUCGCAAACGAAGGGUUGUCAUCGUCGAUCCAGAGUCUGGCAAAGAGAUGUCUGUGUAUGAAGCGUAUCAGAAAGGACUUAUUGACCACCAGACUUAUCUAGAACUUGCAGAGCAGGAGUGUGAAUGGGAGGAAAUUACUAUCACUUCAUCUGACGGAGUUGUGAAAUCCAUGAUCAUUGAUAGGAGGUCUGGUCGACAGUAUGAUAUCGAUGAUGCAAUCUCAAGGGGCUUGAUUGAUAAGUCGGCCCUGGAUCAGUAUCGAUCAGGAAUGCUGUCCAUCACAGAAUUUGCAGACAUGCUAUCUGGAAAUAUGAGCGGAAGCAGAUCACGCUCAUCCUCCUUUGGCUCCUCUUCUUCCUACCCCAUGAGCCCAAUACCUUCCAUAAAAACACCAGCAACCACAUGGACUGACCCAACAGAGGAAACUGGCCCUAUAGCUGGUAUUUUAGACACAGAGACAUUAGAGAAGGUGUCUGUCACAGAGGCCAUCCACAGAAACCUUGUUGAUAAUAUAACAGGUCAAAGGCUGCUGGAAGCUCAGGCCUGCACAGGAGGCAUCAUUGACCCAAACACUGGAGAGAAAUUCUCAGUUGCAGAUGCAAUGAAUAAAGGGCUUGUGGAUAAAAUUAUGGUGGACCGUAUCAGUUUAGCUCAGAAGGCGUACAAUGGAUUUGAAGAUCCAAGGACUAAAACCAAAAUGUCAGCAGCCCAAGCUCUAAAGAAAGGCUGGCUGUACUAUGAGGCCGGACAACGGUUCCUAGAGGUCCAGUAUCUCACCGGUGGAUUGAUUGAACCGGAUGCUACAGGCAGAGUCUCCAUAGAUGAGGCCGUGAGGAAGGGCACCUUAGAUGCACGCACUGCACAGAAGUUACGAGACGUUAGUGCAUAUUCAAAAUACCUCACGUGCCCUAAAACCAAGCUGAAGAUCUCCUACAAGGAUGCAAUUGAAAGGAGCAUGACAGAGGAGGGAACUGGUCUGCGACUACUUGAAGCCUCAUCUCAGUCAAGCAAAGGCCUUUACAGUCCCUAUAGCAUCAGUGGGUCUGGCUCUGCUUCUGGUUCACGGUCUGGCUCUAGAACUGGUUCCAGGUCAGGCUCCAGAAGAGGCAGCAUGGAUGCUACAGGAUCAAGCUUCACAACAACCUUCUCUUCUUCUUCCUACAGUUCCCCAAGCUAUGGCCGCAGAUACUGAUCUGUAAGGGAAGGAUAUGCUAUAAAGCCACAAUGCUCACCAGAUGCCUAACUCUCAGUGGAAUAAAGACUACCUUUAUUCUGCUCUGCAUGGGGCUGUUACAUAACUUUCAAAUUGAAUAAUUUUGUUUAUUGUAUAUGUCACAUUUACAUUUAGUGUUCAUGCUUUCUCAUCAGACUUUCUGAAUAUGUACUGUAAGCAGCUAGCAACCGCUCAUUAUUUUCAGUAUCUAUCACAGAUGUUUCAAGUGUACAUGAUAUUUUUUAAGUUUAACAUCAUAAGCAUUUACUGUUCCAAAAACACUUAAAUGAAAUACCGUGUUACACUGUAACCAAAAGUGUUCAUGACCCUUAGCUUAAACUGUUAGAACCAAAUUGGAUGUAAAAACUCAAAUUCCUGUACAUGUGUAUAUUUCUGAAAAUUUUAUCUAAAGAAAGAUAAAAAGCAACUCUGCAGAGCAGAAUAUUGAGUCUCCUGAGGAUUAAUAAAACCGCUUUAAGGAUAUGCCAAGCUUCAAGAUCUUUUGUCUCCUGGGCAACACUGCCGUACAGACUCUACCCGUAUCUGAAGUCUUCUCCAUUCCCAUUUGUCUGUCUUAAAACCUGGACUUCCAAGAGCAAGCUCCCACAAAUGAAACGAUAAUGUAGCUUAAUAUGACCAUUGACACCGUCAGACACUUCUGGACUUUACACAUCAAACUUCAAGACCAACACAAUUAAAUUCCAGCCUUUCUGGACACUUUAAAAGUUCACCUUGCUCAGAUGUCUUCCAGAGACCCAUGGUGUAAUUUGGACUUUGACCUUCACUGUAAUCAAGAAUUUUAUGCAACAGCACUGAAACACAUUUGCGCAUAUAAUAUUUUAUCAGUUUGUUUUAACAGUGGACCAUUUUGAAACUUGCAUCCAACCUUGAACUCAUUUAAAUAAAGGCCUAAACCAUGCUUUGUAAGUGCCUGCAAAAUACUGUUUAACACUUUACUGGGUUGAUGAGUAUUAGGAGACGUUUCAUGCUGUAAACUGACUGAAAAAGCAGUGCUAUCCAUAAUUUAAUAAAUAGUGUGUUAUCAGGUAAGCCUUUUUACAGUCUGUUCCAGUAUGUCACAAAUACUUCAAGUAUUUUUCCCCCUUCAAAGGCAAAUAAUGUCUGUACAGUAUACUGACGAUUAUACAGAGCGCAGUUGCUAUAAGCCAUGAGUUAGCAUUUCUUUGAGAAAGACCUUUAAGCUUUGCACCAGACCCAGUAUUUGUAUUUUACACUACGUAUAGCUGUUUUCAGUUAAAUCUCCUUUGUAAACACAAUGGAUCUGUAUCAUUUUAUUUUCAUACUCUAAACGUGCAUGAAUAACUAACAUUUAAAAGGUGCAAAAAUGAAAUCCAUCUGUAUCCAUUAAAGCGUUUUGUUUUGUUAUAUUUUGAAAGGUUUGAAGGAUGUAUUUUACUGAGGGUCGUCAAGCCUUGUUUAAAAUGGUGUAUUUAUAAUAAAAAUGGUGAUGAGGAAUUUUAAUGUAACACCCACCCUGUGUAAAUAAACAGGAAAAUGAAA
Molecule: messenger RNA, 25962 nt
Organism: Haplochromis burtoni (Burton's mouthbrooder)
Lineage: Eukaryota; Metazoa; Chordata; Actinopteri; Cichliformes; Cichlidae
Gene: pleca
Product: plectin a
Exons: 36
Coding region: 9364-24420 (5018 amino acids)
Biological process (GO): hemidesmosome assembly; intermediate filament cytoskeleton organization; wound healing
Cellular component (GO): cytoplasm; perinuclear region of cytoplasm; hemidesmosome
Molecular function (GO): cadherin binding; structural constituent of muscle; structural constituent of cytoskeleton
Source: RefSeq, a predicted model, not a curated record